AUGGCUUCUGAUCUCACCAUCGCUCUUCGUGAGUCCUACGAACAUGGCUCCUCAUUCUUCAGCGAUUCAGCAGCGCGAGACACGAAAACGAGAAUCCCUCUCCUGGGAUACCCCAUCCAUCACUCGAUGGCGCCCUUGGUCCAGAAUUACCUGUUCAACGGCAAGAAUCUACCAUGGCAAUACUACCUCUUGGAGUCGAAAGAGCCGAGUGAUUUGCUGAAAGUCCUGGACGAUCCGGCAGAGAAUUGCAUUGGUGCCGCUGUGACUAUGCCACACAAAGUCACAUUCAUGUCUCAUGUGGAUGAAGUCACAUCGUCAGGCAAAGUGAUAGGAGCAAUCAAUACCGUUUUCUUACGCCGAGACAAGACUACCGGCAAGCCAAGGCGCAUUGGCACCAACACGGAUACAAUUGGUAUUAGUAGAUCUUUCAGCACUGUUCCAUCGUCUUUGGUGUCUCCGGACGCUAAGAAUAAACCUGCCCUGGUGGUAGGGGGAGGUGGUGCUUCUCGCAGUGCCAUAUACGCUCUGCACUAUCUUAUGGGUGUUUCGGAGAUAUAUUUGGUCAGUCGAUUGAAAAGUGAGACAGAUGAACUUAUAGAUUGGUUCAAUCGCGAUGCGUCCACAACUUCGGGAUCCAAAUUCAACGGAAAAUUACGGGCACUGCAUUCUCUUGAAGAAGCGAAAACACUUCCUGCUCCAUAUUACGUUGUCAGCGCCAUCCCUGACUUCCCUCCACAGACAGAGGGCGAGAAACUAUCAUCCGCCAUUACCAGAGAGCUUCUUGGGCGACAAAGUGCGGCGGAGAAAGGACUUCUACUAGAAAUGUGUUACCACCCCAACAUCAGAACUUCCCUGUACGACUACGCUGAAAACAACGGGUGGUAUGUCAUACCAGGUACCGAGGCAAUGAUAUGGCAAGCAGUUGCACAACAAGUCCUCUGGACUGAGGCUGAGGUUGUCAACGAGGUCUCAAUCGUCGAAAAUCUUAAAAAGAUUGUCAGCGAGGAGAUUACACAAAGAGCGGCCAACGCCGCAACGUAA
Molecule: messenger RNA, 1041 nt
Organism: Talaromyces amestolkiae
Lineage: Eukaryota; Fungi; Ascomycota; Eurotiomycetes; Eurotiales; Trichocomaceae
Exons: 1
Coding region: 1-1041 (346 amino acids)
Biological process (GO): shikimate metabolic process; chorismate biosynthetic process
Molecular function (GO): shikimate 3-dehydrogenase (NADP+) activity
Source: RefSeq, a predicted model, not a curated record